Messenger RNA from Loxodonta africana (African savanna elephant), 27576 nucleotides. RefSeq names its product retroelement silencing factor 1 (gene RESF1). Bases 552 to 5993 code for a protein of 1813 amino acids. Lineage: Eukaryota; Metazoa; Chordata; Mammalia; Proboscidea; Elephantidae. The record is from RefSeq and is a predicted model, not a curated record. Gene Ontology annotation, molecular function: histone methyltransferase binding. The transcript is spliced from 9 exons. Gene Ontology annotation, cellular component: nucleus.
GCUUCAUUCCUCGGCCCGCCCCUGGAGGCGGGUCCAAAUUGACUAACUCUGGGUCUAGGCAGCCCGGCGGCGUCCUCCUAGGUACGGCGUUUUCUUAGCUAAUGUCACUCGGACUCCGGGCUCGUCGGACCAAGUAUAUGCUUGGAGGGGAAUUGACUUGUCUGGAGGGAAACAGGAAUAUACAAUAAUUGAAUGAUAAAAUUGUUUUUAAAGAAAUGCAAGUUAAAAUUUACUUUGGAAGAAGGCUUGUAAAAAAAGGAAUUGUUUGGACCUUGAAGAAUUCUAAAUGCUUUGUUGGGAUUCUCAUCAGAAUAAGGAAGAGGCAGGUCCUGGGAAUACACUGGUGAGCAAGACAAAGUCCAAGCCCUGAUGGAGCAGACAUUCUAGUAUAGGAAACGUCAGCUGCUCCUGUGCUGGGAAGGAGCUUCUCAAGUUCAGCCACAGUUGGAUUUUGUCAGAGUUCACGGUUUACGUAGGAUAAAGAUCUAGUUGCAGUUACUGAUGUUCAGAACAACUGAUGUUUAAUAUAUUGCUACUACAUCAAAUCAACAAUGAAUUGGAAUGCAAAACCGGAGAGUGCUACGAUGCCAUCUUCAUAUCCUAAAAGCCAGUCAUCUUUUUUGCAGCAGGCUUUAAUAAACCCACUUGCCUCAGCAUCUCAAAAUUAUUUCAACUAUCCUGGAAGUAACCAAGAAGCAUGCAUGUAUUCCAGUAAUUCAGUUCCGAUUUCACAGCCGCUGCUCAACAUCAAAAAUUAUACAGCUCCUCAACAAAUCUCUGUUUCUGAUAUGCUUAAUGGGACAAGUAUGGCCUCACAAACUUCUGUAGAAAGAAAAACAUACACAAAUGCUCAAGGACCCAAACAACUAAAUCACAAUUUGCAAAUGACUUCAGGAGUUACACAAAAUGCACGGUUGAACUCACAAGUGAGGAAUCCUAUGCUUUCUCAUACAGGAGCAUCUGUUGUAUCUAAUCAAACUGGGGUAACUGUUGUAUCUAAUCAGACUGGUUUUGGAGCUAAUAGGUCCAACAUUAAUACACUACAGAAUCAAUUUGUACCAUCAGAUACCUAUUCUCUGCAGCUACAGACAAUCCCUUCUAAUUCUGUAAGAGUUCCUGUAACUUACCAAGGAAAUCAAGGACUUAACCCAUCUUUACCAGAGCAACAAGUUGACUGGGGACACCACCAUACAGCUAAUGGAUUGGCAUUUCCAGACAACAGAUCACUUCCAAAGCAAUACUGUUACUCACAGCAAAGCUUUUUGCAAGAUACUACACUUCAGAAACGAAACCCCAUGCUAUCUGCGUUGUUAGAAGUUAAAAAUAGUCAGUUUACAAAUCCUGCACUGUGUUUGCAGUCACAGCAGAAUGUACCUGUACAGUCACAGCAAUAUGCAGUUACUCAAAUUGAUAAUAGACCCCCUCCUCCUAGUUAUGACUGUAUAUAUGCAAGGCACCCUUUGCAGAAUACUCAGCAAGUUAGUAAACACUUACCUAUGGAAGUUCCUCAAAAUCAAGAAACACACUUAUCUGAAAUACUGAAAGACCUUUUUAGUGGCUUUCAGCAACAGUGGCAAAACCCUGAUAAAGAAGUCAGGACGAUUGGAAAUUUUAGUAGUUUGAAAGUAAAUGGCAAUGUAAAUCAGCCUGCUAAUAAGCCAGUUAGAUCUCUUGUGGAUGGUGUUCAGACUUUUGCUCAAAAUAAUCAAGAUAAAAGAAUGGAUUCUGGCACUUCAACCUCAAAUCCAGUACUGGACACAAAUGUCACAAAAGAAGGAUUAGUGCGUGAUUUUAAAAAAUUGGUAAACACAAGAAAGAAACUGUUGGAGCUUGCAAGAAAAAUCAAAAUAAAUCAAAAUCUUUUGAUGGCAGCAGGUUGUAGUAAAGCAACUAAUACCUCUCAUGGUGAAUCAGCUCAGAAUUCUGAAUUAUCUCUGAAACAGACUUCCAGAAUUCAGUCAGGGCUGCAGGUAACCCCAGUAACUCCAGGGAUUUCAGGAUGUCAGCCAUCAACUGUAAUGAAAUCUGCAGAAGAAACAAAUAGAACGCGGUGUACGUUGAAUUCCAGUAUUCAGGAAAUGAAUUGCAAAAAGUUUAACCAAGACAAUUCUAUUUUACUAAAUUCUGGCUGUUCGGAAAAGUUGCCAAUGCCAGACCAGUCUCAUAAUUUGCAAGCUUUAACUUCUUUAAAGACAUCAGCUGUUGAGAUUACCCAGACAACGUUAAAUAAUACCCAGUUUUCAUCAGAAAAUGUCAGAGGUGACCAAAAUCUGCCAACAAAUCCUGAAACAGUUCCUGCCCCUCAGUCAGUGCUUUUUCAGGAAUAUGUUUCAAAAUAUCCAAAUAAAAAUACCCUACUCCGAUUCCUUAUGCCUGAAGAUAAAACUGAGAAUAAAUCAAUACAAAAUGGUAAUGAAACUAUUCAAGACCCUAAACCAAAGAGUUUUGAAAUUAAUCAGAAUACCCACAUCACUGGUAACCUACCAAAUUUGAAAACCAUGGAAACUCAGUGUACUUCUAAUGAAAAUACCAAGGUUUCAGACAAGUCUUUUUUUCUUGAUCUUAAAUCCUCGACAAAUGGAAUAUCUUCUAAAAGUGACAGUCACUGUUCCAUGGAAUUGCUAGCAACAUGUCUUUCUCUGUGGAAAAAGCAGCCUUCAGAGCCUGCAGAAGAAAAACAGGAUAACGAGUCCAGAACAAACAGAAUAACAAUUUGCAUUUCAAAACCUGCAGAAGUCUGUGAGAAGAGUCCUUGCACAGUUGUAGGAGGUUCUCACAAUAAAACGUUAAAUAAUGUAGAACAAGAAACAACUUUGCCAAUGGGAGUGCAGAAUUAUGAGUCUUCAGGUGCAAGUAUAACAAAGGGAUCAGAACUUCAGAUUGCUGUGGUGUCACCUUUAAUUCUUUCAAAUAUCAAAACAAUAUCUUUCAAGGGACUAACACGUGAAGCGUUACUUAAAACAAUGUAUCCAGUUAUUAAAGAAGGUAGUGUUUGUAGCUUACAAGAUCAGCUGACAGAAAAUACAAGCAUAACUCCUUUGAAACCAAAUGUUAAUGAACUGGUAGCAAGUACUACAUCAUCAACUAAGGUUUCUCCACUAAUUCAGAAGGCAAAGCAGGACAAGUCAACUAAUUGUAAUUCAGAAGGUGUACCUAAUACCAAUCAGGGAAAGCAUAUCGAAUCAAAAUUGGAUGUCCACACUUUGGCAAAUGUAGAUAUCUCAAUCUAUCCAGAUGUGAGCGGCAGUCACCAAGUCUUGGAUGAAUCAAGGGGCAGCACUGUUGUGAGUGGUGAUACAUUACAGAUUGUCAACAUUUGUUCUCUUGUUGAAGGUGAUGUAUCUUAUAAUUCCCAAAUAGCAAAGAUAUUCAACUCUCCCUCUUUGGAUAAGGUUGAGCCACAGAAACCUUGUUUGCCUGAUCAUCAAGUGAUUAGUUGUAGGCAACAGAAAGAACAAUUAGAUAAAACUACAGAAAAUGAAAACUUUAAUUUUCAAAAAGAGAAGAUUGUACAGGUCACAGAUGUUUCCCCUAUGAUAACUGAUCAGCCAGAGUCAUUGCUACCUUCAGAACCAUCAUUGAAGUAUGUUAAAGCAAAUGGAGAAGCCAUAGAGGAAAACAAAUUGGAAUGUAUCACUAACAAAGAAAUCAUGACUAGCGAUGUGUAUUCUUCAGCUGUUAUUCAACAGGGUAGUCCAGAAAUUGAUACACCCUGCAAUUAUAUUGCUCAAGAUCCUACAAGCAAUGAGAUUCUCAAUGAUGAUACAUCCGUCUUAUACCUACACGAUCAGCUGUCAGAACUUUUAAAAGAGUUUCCAUAUGGGAUUGAAGCUGUAAACUCACGUGAAGGUUCUGUGGGCCAACAAAUAACAGAGCAAGUAACAAAAGAUCAAAGUUGUGACAAAACUGUUUCUGAUUCCCAAGACUCAACAUCAACAGACCAGAUAAAAAUUACAAUAAUGAGCUCAGAGCAGAUGAAAGAAUUAUUUCCUGAACAGGUUGAUCAACUCAGUGAUGAUGACAAAUUCAGAGAACCUCAGAAGGAAAAGCCUAUCAUGAAAGUAGAGAGCCAGUAUGAUCCAAAAGCACAUCCAGAAGGAGAAAGUCAUGACUCUGUAGUAUCGAACUUACAGAAAGACGAUAUCCAUUGCUGCGCAUUGGGUUGGCUCUCUAUGAUUUAUGAUGGAGUACCGCAAUGUCAGUGUAAUUCCAUUAAGAACUUGGCUACAAAGGAAGAAAAAACAAAAGAUCAGUGUUCCCCUUUGGAGACCAACAAGUGUAGACAAGAAGAGAGAACCUCUGAUAGAGACAUCCCUGAUGCUGAAUGUAAUAGUGCUCCAAGUAAGGAUCUGAAGGCUCCUCUGACUCUUCCAGAUGGGAAGAAUUGUUUUCCUGAAAUAAAACAAGAGAAUGUAAGAGAUAACACCAAAACAAAACAUAAUAACUCACUAAAGACAGGAAAAGAAUUGCCUAGUCAGUUUUCAUCUGUGUGUGAUAAAAAACUAGAUCCCUUGCAAAGUCACAAAAGAAAAAGAAAACUUCAGUUCCAUGAGGUAACUUUUCACUCCAGUAACAAAUUGAUGAAAUUUUGUGAGCAAGAUACUCGAGAAAGCCUGCAGAAGAAACACAUAGCACAAAACUCACGCCCACUAAAAGCAAAGACAGUUAUUUUGACAAAUAAAAAUAGAGAUCUGUACAAGAAGAAUGGUUCUUUGAUACAGACAAUAUCACCAGAAAAGAUAAAAUUGAAAUUCAGAGCGGGUGGCUCCAGAUACAAACUUUUGGAAAACAGGAAGAUAGACCAAGGAAACAUAUUUGAUAUAGAGAGAAAGAAGAAGAAACAUGAUAAACGAGAGCAGAGUAAAAAUGCAGGAAGUUCGUUCAAAUUAUGUAAUUCUUUGUCAAACUCAAAUGAAAGAACCAGUAUUAAAGAAAAGACAGUAUCAAUAGAGGUAAAAUCUACGAACCUGGAAAUCAAUAUCCACAGAAGUUUAAUGAAAUCUUCAAAUUCAAAUAUUAAGUCCUCAGACUCAAAGGAUAUGUCAUGUAAAAUUUUAACACCAAAGGAAUAUUUACAAAGGCAAAAGCAUAAAGAAGCAAUGGGUAACAAGGUGUCAAAGAAAAACUGUGUAAUUGAGAAAAUUAAAAAUGUGCCAUGUACUUCUGAAUACAUAACUCUUACUAGACAUUCCACAGGAAUAGAAAGUUGUAGGAAAUCAAAUGAGAAACAUGGUAGCAUUGCACAGACUUCAAAAGAAUCAUUAAAUUUUUUAACAAGCCAUGGUAAAACCGUCAAAAUCCACCAUUCUGAGGAGUCUAAAAUACACACAAGUUCAAAGAAUAUGAAAGGAACAGUUGGUGGAAAGCAACCUGAUAAAAUUUGGAUGGAUAAAACCAAAACAGACAAGCACUUAGCCGAUAUAAAUAAUGAAGGUGAAUUCAGUCAAAUGACUCAACAAGCAAUGGAUCAAAGGAAACAAUACCUGAACAGAGUCGCAUUUAAAUGCACUGAACGGGAAAGCAUUUGUCUCUCAAAAUUAGACAAUUCCCUCAGGAAGCCUAAAAAUGGCACCGAGAGGAGCCAGGAAAAUAAACCUAAAAGCUUUAUACCCGUGAAAGAUGCCACAGAGAAGCCGACAAUGCUGGAGUUUAAGUUGUGCCCAGAUGCACUGCUUGAGAAUAGAAACUUUGGCGAAGAAGGGAAGAAGCUGAAGCCUCCUCCUAGGAAAGAACAAGCACCUGUACAAGUUUCAGGAAUAAAAAGUACAAAAGAAGCUUGGCUAAAAUGUGUUAACACGGAGAAAAGGAUGCGGGAAGCCAGCCAAAAAAUAGAUAAAAAUGUUUUGCCUAAAUCAAAACUACCGAAGAGAAGUGUCAGCGCAGAUGGACUUGAGACACUACAAAACACAGUAAAAGAUUCAAAAGCAAUGUUUCAAACCUACAAAAAGAUGUACAUGGAGAAAAGGAGCAGAAGCCUUGGUAACAGCCCAUAAAGUAAUUAUGAGAUGUGAUUAUGUAAUUGCCACAAAGAAUGUUUCUUUGUCAGAGAGUAUGGGUAUCACUAUAUGCAUCACUGAAAUUUCUUAAUUAAAAUGGCUUCCGAACCUUGUUUGUGGGUGAGCAGGCAUUAUCACGUAGACGGCAUUUGCCAGGGAGACCAUAAGGUAUUUGAAUGUCUACGUUGUUGAACCAAGUUUACCAUUGUUUUAAAAGGAGUUCUUACAGAGUCUUACUUUGAAAUGCCAACUAUCCAUCCUGAGGAAGGACAGUUCCUCAGUAAGGACUUGUUUAUUUUAACGGGCACUGUAAAUAUAUUUUGUUAAAGCUGCAUUAGCAAAACUUAUUUUUUAAAAAUACUCACUGACUGUCAAAAUAUAUUCUCAAGUAUUUUGUACCUAAUCGUAAACUUUUUUUCAGAAGUCUUGUUUUUUACUUGUUAAGCUGAACCCAAGCUUUGGAUAAUGUUUAAUCGCUAGAUUUCGUACUUAAAUAAAAUAAACAUUUAUUUUUUAAAAAAAAUACUGCAUGUGAAGCCUUAAUGAUUUGGUCUGGUUUUUUUUUUACUCCCUACUCAAAAAGGGAUACAUUUUGGAAAAGUGUUUCGUGAAGCUGAAAUACUGAGUAAGCUGUCACAAGUAGGUAUAUUCAAAUUGCACUCAGAAAAGAGGACAAAAAUUACUAAGUUCUAGAAAGAGAAUGAAAACACUGGGGACGAGAUAUAAGCAUUUACAUGUUUCUGGAUUGUACUUUCAGACUAAUAGUAAAUGUUGGUCAAUUUUAUAAAAUCUUAAUGGCAAUAAAAAAAAAUUAAAUCUCAUUUAUUUUUAAAUUGUGAAAAUACACACACCAAAACAUUUAGCCACACAACUUCCAAAUUACAAUCGGUGACAUUGUUUACAUUUUUAAUGUGCCACCACAUUAUCACUAACCUUGUCCAAAACAGGAGCCCUGGUGGUGCAGUGGUUACAGCAUUCGUCUGCUAACCAAGGUGUGGCAGUCUGCUUCUAUAAAGAUUUACAGCCUUGGAAACCCUAUGGGGCAGUUCUACUCUGUCCUAUAGGGUUGCUAUGAGUUGGAAUUGACUUGACAGCAUUGGGUUGUUUUUUUUCCCCAACAAAUAUUCUGCCAUAUUAACAUAAACCUUGAACCAAAACUUUCCCUCUCCCCCUGGCAACCAUAUGUAAUCUUUGGUUUCUGUCUAUUUGCCUGUUUUAUGUGAGAUCAUACAGUAUUUGCCAUUUUGCGACUUCUCCUUAUAGCAGAUUAAUACUCCAUUGUAUAUAUGUACACCACGUUUUGUUAUCCGUUCCUCUGCUGGUGGGCAUUAUGAUUGUUUCUACCUGUUGGGUAUUGUGAAAGUGCUGCAGUGAACAUUGGUAUACAGGUUUCUGUGUUCUGCCUUCACUUCUGAGUAUAUGCCUAGCAUUGGGAUUGCUGGGUUAUAAGGGUAGUUCUAUGUUUGACUUUUUGAGUGUCAAAGAGAACAACUUGAAUUUCUGGAAACUUAAAAGUGUUUUAUUGAGGGAAUUAGGCAGUUCAGAACUGGGAAGCAAAAGGAAAGUAAUAACCUUCAUUGUGCUCCGAAAGGCACACAGGAAGGGAAGCCUUUAUGGGACAGAACCGCAAGGGUUGUCUGAUGGAGAGUACAAACAUAUCUUUUGAAACAUUAAAGCGUUUUCUGAGAAGGUCCUGAGUAAACAUUUUUCUGAGAACUGGCUGACCACAGGUUUCAGCAAGCAUAACCACAUUCUUAUCUGUAAGAUUUACAGGGUACAGUGGAAGGUUGCAGAGAAUUAUAAGGCUGCAUUUUUAAAGCAGAAGCAAAAUUUAACAAUCGGUGUGGAGUCUGGCCUACAUCUUAGCCUGAAGUCCAACCGAUGCCAGAUGCCUCAGCUGGAAAAUUCUUCACGUGAAGAACCGCCAAACUUUUACACAGUGGCUGCACCAUUUUAUAUUCCCGCCAGCAACGGAUGAGGGUUUCAGUCUCUCCACAACUUUGCCAACACCUGUUGUUUUUCCUUUUUUUUUUAAUUGUUGCCAGUGUACUGGGGUGAGGUGAUCUCUCAUUGUGGUUUUGAUUUACAUUUCCCUGAUGACUAAUCAUGUUGGCCAUUGGAUAAAUCUCAUUUUGAAACUGCAUUUCUAAGGGUAGUAAGACUUCAGAAAAUAACUUUUUGUUAUCUAGUGCUGCUAUAACAGGAAUACCACAAGUGGAUGGCUUUAACAAACAUUUUAUUGUCUACAGUCUUGGAGGCUAGAAUUCUGAAUUGCCAGCUCCUGGGGAAAGCUUUCUCUGUCAGUUCUGGGAGAAGGUCCUUGUCAUCAGUUGUCCCCUGGUCUGGAAGCUAUUCAACACAGGGACCCUGAGUCCAAAGGACAUGCCCCACUCCUGGCACUUAUUUCUUGGUGGUAUGAGGUCCUUCUCCUCUCUGCUUGCUUUUCUCUUAUAUCUGAAAAGAGAUUGACUCAAGAUACAACCUAAUAUAGUAGAUAGAGUCCUGCCUUAUUAACAUAUAAGUUAAGGAUUUACAAUACAUAAGGCAAUCUCAUCAGAUGACAGAAUAGUGCACAACCACUCAAUACUGGGAAUUAGGACCUAGCCAAAUUGACACACAUUUUUGGGGAGAGGGGGCACAAUUUAACCCAUAACAAUAACAUUUUAUGCUAUCACAAAAAAUUUUUUAGUAACACUUCAAGACAAUUUUUUAGAGCAGUUUUAAGUUUACAGAAAAUACAGAGUUCCCACUUAGGCCCUUCCCCCCAGAACACUGUUUCUUUUAAAACACUUUGCAUUCCUGUGGUGCAUUGUUAAAAUUGAUGAACCCAUAUUGAGGCCUUACUGUCAGAGCUUCUAAUCGGGCUCUAAUCCCUGUUGAGAAUUUGCAAUUCUACACCUGAUACAUUUUAAUAAGAUCCCCAGAUGAUUCAUAUAUAUAAUAAAUUUUGAGAACCACUGCUCUGCUAGCUGCUUUAACCAGCAGCGUUAGCAUCGCCUGAGAACAUGUUAGAAGUGCAAAUUCUCAGCAGGGGUUCUAACAAGAACAAACUCUUUUGAAGCUCUGCUUACUAUUAACUAAAGUCCAUAGUUCAUGUUAGGGUUCACUCUGUGUUGUAAAAUCCUGUGGAUUUUGACAAAUGCUUGAUGUCAUAUGUCCACCAUUAUGGCAUCAUACAGAAAAUUUUACUGCCCUAAAAAUACCCUGUGUAACACCGAUUCAGUCCUUGUCCCCACUCGCCCACCUCCAUCCUGAACUCAUGGAAACCACUGAUUUUUUUUCAUUGUUUGUAGUUUUGCCUUUUCCAGAAUGUCAUAUAGUUGGAAUAGUACAGUACGUACCUUUUCGGAUUGCCUGCUUUCACUUGGCAAUAUGCAGUUAAAGUUCUUCAUGUCGUUUUGUGACCUGAUAGCUCCUUUUUAUCACUGAAUGAUACUCCAGUGUAUGGAUGUACCACAAUUUGUUUAUCCAUUUACUUACUGAGUACCUCAUGGUUGCUUCAAAUUUUUGGCAAUUACAAAUAAAGCUGCUGUAUAUGCUUCCAUGUGCAGUUUUUUAUAUGGACAUUUAAUUUCAUCUCACCUGGGUAAACACCUAGGAGUGUGAUUGCAUGGAAUAGUUUGCCUGUGUUUAGCUUUGCAAGAAAAUGCCAGAUGGUUUUCCAAAAUGGCUUUACCACUGUACAUUUCCACCAGUAAAGGAGGAGAGUCUUUGUUACUCCACAACCUCACCCAGGAUUUGCCAUCAGUAUUGUAGAUUUUAGCCAUUCUAAUAGGUAUGUAGGUCAUCAUUUUGUUGUUGUUAGGUGCCGUUCAGUUGGUUCUGACUGAUAGCAACCCUAUGUACAACAGAACAAAACACUGCCCAGUUCUGUGCCAUCCUCAUAAUCAUCCUUAUUCUUGAGCCUGUAGUUGAAGCUGUGUCAGUCCAUCUCCUUGAGAAUCUUCCUCUUUUUCGCUGACCCUCUACAGAGCAUGAUGUCUUUCUCCAGGUGCUGGUCCCUCAUGAUAACAUGUCCAAAGUAUAUGAGAAGUUUUGCUAUCCCUGCUUCUAAGGAGCAUUUUGGCUGUACUUCUAAGACAGAUUUGUUCCUUCUGGCAAUCUAUGAUAUAUUCAGUAUUCUUAGCCAACACCAUAAUUCAAAUAUGUAAAUUCUUCUUGCCAGGGGCAAAGACGAUAAGGCAGCAGGUGACAGGAAAGCCAGUAAUGGGAAACCCGAGGUAGAGAAGGGAAGAGUGUUAACAUGUCGUGGGGUUGGCAACCGAUGUCACAAAACAACGUGUGUAUUGUUUAAUGACAAACUGAUUUGCUCUGUACACUUAUAAUACUUUAUGUUGUCUUCCCGAGCACCCUUUGAAAUCUUCAGCUCUUUAUUUCAUCAUUUCUUUCGCUUUAGCUACACUACAUUCAAGAGGAAGUUUCAGAGUCUUCUGACAUGCAUUUUGGUCUUUCUUUCUUGUCUUUAUAAUUACCUCUUGCUUUUUUCAUGUAUCAUAGCAACUUGCAAGCCACCACAGUACGAUACACUGACAGACAUAUGUCUAUAUGAUCCUGGAAGCUUUGCCAUUGGUGUUCCAAAUACAAUCAGGGUCAACCUUGGUGAACAGGUUUCAGCUCAAUUUCCAAAGUAAGUCUAGGAAGAAGGAUCUGGUAGUCUAAUUCUGAAAAAACUGGCCAGUGAAAACCUUAUAAACAGCAGGAGAACAUUGUUAUAGUGCCAGAAGAUGAGCCCCACAUGUCGGAAGAGCUUCCACCUCAAAGUAGAGUUGGCCUUAAUGACAUGAUUGGAGUCAAGCUUUCAGGAUCUUCAGUUGCUGAGGUGGCAUGACUCAACAUGAGAAGAAACAGCUGCAAACAUCCAUAAAUAAUUGAAAGGUUUAAUGUACGAAGUAUGAAUCUAGGAAAAUUGUAAGUCAUCAAAAAUGAAAUGGACCUUAUAAAUAUUGGUAUCCUAGGCAUUAGUGAGUUGAAAUGGACUGGUAUUGCCCAUUUUGAAUUGGACAUUCAUAUGGUCUACUAUACAUGAGAAUGAAACUGAAGAGGAAUGGUGUUGCAUUCAUCGUGAAAAAGAAUAUUUCAAGAUUUAUCCUGAAGUACACUGCUGUCAGUGAUAGGAUAAUAUCCUAUGUCUAAAAGGCAAGGGAGACCACUUAAUCCAACUGUUACUCAAAUUUACACACCAGCCACUAAGGCCAAAGAUGAAGAAAUUGAAGAUUUUUACCAACUUCUGCAGUCUGAUAUUGAUUGAAUAUGCAAUUAGGAUACCUUGAUAAUUACUGGUGGUCGGAAUGCGAAAUUUGGAAACAAGGAUUGGUAAUUGGAAAAAAUGGACUUGGUGAUAGAAACAUCACCAGAGAUAACAUGAUGGAAUUUUGCAACACCAACGACUACUUCAUUGCAAACACAUUUUUCACAAACAUAAACGGCAACUGUAUACGUGGACCAUGCCAGAUGGAAUACACAGAAAUCAAAUCAACUACAUCUGUGGAUAGAGACAAUGGACAAGCUCAAUAUCCUCAGUCAAAAAAAAGCCAGGGGUCAAAUGUGAAACAGACCAUCAACUGCUCAUAUGCAAGUUCAAGUUGAAGAAAAUUAGAACAAGUCCACAUGAGCCGAAGUACGACCUUGAGUAUAUCCCACCUGAAUUUAGGGGCCAUCUCAAGAAUAGAUUUGAUGCAUUGAACACUAAUGACCAAAGACCCAGACAAGUUGUGGGGUGACAUCAAAGACAUUGUACACGAAGAAAACAAGAGGUCAUUAAAAAAAAAAGGAAAGAAAGAAAAUACCAAAGUGGAUGUCAGAAGACUCUGAAACUUGCUCUUGAAUGUAGAGUUGCUAAAGUGAAAGGAAGAACUGAUGAAGUAGAGACGCUGAACAAAAGAUUUCAAAGGAUGGCUUGAGAAGACAAUAUUUUAUAAUGAUGAGUAGAAAUAGGAAAGACCUGGAGAUAGAAAACCAGAAGGGAAAAACACUUGGCAUUUCUCAAGUUGAAAGAACUGAAGAAAAAAAAUUCAAGCUUUGAGUUCCAAUAUUUAAGGAUUCAACAAGGAAAAUAUUAAACAAUGCAAGAGGCAUCAAAACCAGAUGAAGGGAAUGCACAGUCACUGUAUCAAAAAGAAUUGGUUGACAUUGAACCAUUUCAGGAGGUAACAUAUGAUCAAGAACCGAUGAUACUAAAGGAAGAGGUCCAAGCUGUACUGAAAGCCUUGCAAAAAACAAGGCUUCAAGAAUUGAUGAACUACAAUUGAGAUGUCUCAACCAACAGAUGCAGUGCUGGAAGAGCUCACUUGUCUAUGCCAAGAAAUUUGGAAGACAGCCAUCUGGCCAACCAGCUGGAAGAGAUCCAUAUAUUUGUGCCCGUUCCAAAUAAAGGUGAUCCAACAAAAUGCGGAAAUUAUCAAAUAAUGCCAUUAACAUCACACACAAGUUAAAUUUUGCUGAAGAUUAUUCAAAAGUGGUUGCAGCAGUACACAGACAGGGAACUGUUAAAAAUUCAAGUGGGAUUCAGAAGAGGAAUAAGAGAUACCAUUGCUGAUGUCGGAUGGAUCCUGGCUGAAAGCAGAGAAUAUCAGACAUGUUUAAUUGUGUUUUAUUAACUAUGCAAAAGCAUUCAACCGUGUGAAUCAUAACAAAUUUUGGAUAACAUUGCAAAGAAUGGGAAUUCCAGAAUGCUUAAUUGUGCUCAUCAGCAACCUGCACUUAGAUCAAGAGGCAGUCAUUCAGACAGAACAAGAGGAUACUGCAUGGUUUAAAGGCAAGAAAGGUGUGCAUCAGGAUUGUAUCCUUUCACAAAAUUAUUCAGUCUGUGCUGAGUAAAUAAUCUGAGAAGGUGGACUAUAUGAAGAAGAACGGGGCAUCAGGAUUGGAAGAAGACUAAUUAACAGCGUGCAAUAUGCAGAUGACACAACCUUAACCUUGCUUAAAGUGAAGACGACUUGAAGCACUUUCUGAUGAAGAUCGAAGACCACAGCCUUCAGUUUGGAUUAUACCCCAACAUCAAAAAAAAAAAAAAAAAUCCUCACAACUGGACCAAUAAUCAACAUCAUUAUGAUAAAGAAAAGAUUGAAGUUGUCAAGGAUUUCAUUUCACCUGAAUCCACAGUCAAAGCCCAUGGAAGCAGCAUUCAAGAAAUCAAACAAUGCAUUGCUUUUGGCUAAUCUGCUGCAAAAAAAAAUCUCUUUUAAAGUGUUAAAAAUCGAAGGUGUCAGUUUAAGGGCUAAGGUGUGCCUGACCCAGACCAUGGUGUUUUCAUAUGCAUCCAAAAGCUGGACAAUGAAUAAGGGAGACCGAAGAAGAAUUGAUGCCUUUGAGUUCUGGUGUUGGCUAAGAAUAAAGACUAUAUCACAGACUGCCAGAAGAAUGAACAAAUCUCUUUUGGAAGAAGUACAAGCAGAAUGCUCCUUAGAAGCAAGGAUGGUGAGACAUUGUCUCACGAACUUUGGACAUGUUAUCAGGGGGAACCAGCCCCUGGAAAAGGACACCGUGCUCAGUAGAGGGCCAGCAAAAAAGAGAUCUUCAACAAGAUGGAUUGACACAGUGGCUGCAACUAUGGGCUCAAGAAUAACAAUGAUUACUAGGAUGGCAGAACACCAGGCAAUGUUUUAUGCCAUUGUAUAUAGGGUCACUGUGAGUCCAAAUCAACUGGACGGCACCUAACAACAACUGUGUCGUAGAGGUUGGCAAGUCCCAAGUCUGUGGGUCGGGUGUAAGACUGAAGCCUUCUCCUGAUUCAAGUAGCUGCAGUGGCUGAUGAACUCAAGAUCAAGCAGGCUGCUGACUCACGGGCUGAGGAGGUUGACAAAUACAAGAUUGGUAGGUAAAACAGCAGGCUGCUGGCUUAAGUCCCAAGAACCAGAGGUCAGACGAUGAUGAGCCAAGUGCAGGAUCCAGAGCAGAGCAAAAGGCAGUGACUUCUUCCGGAAAGUCCAUAUACAGUGGGUGUAGGCCACAUCCCAAGGAAACUCUUUUGACUGAUUGGUUGUUCAUAGCAGAUCUCAUCAUGGACAUGAUUACAUUAUAAUAGAUGCCAUCAUGGAGGCGAUUACAUCAUUACAUGAUGACCAAAAUACAUUGUAACUGCCUAACCGCUGAAAAUCAUGGCCCACCCAAGCUGACAGUCAUCACAGAAACCACCCAGCAGCAUCAUGGAAGAAAGGCCUGGUGAUCUGCUUCCAUAAAUAUUACAGCCCAGAAAACCCAAUCAAGUGGUUACUCUGCAAAACGUGGGGUCACUAUCAGUCUGAAGUUACUCAACAGUACUGGGUUUGGUUUGGUUUAUGCUUUUAUGGAAUACAAUGCCAAAUACAGGAGUGAUUAAAUGAGCAAUACAUACUGAAAGACCUCCCCAACACUCUUCAUAGAUGCAGCAACUAAAAUAUUAUUAACAAAGCCUUCAUCUCAAAGGCUGGAGAUUGAAAGAGUUUGGGGAAUCUGACUAGCCUUUAAGAGACUGUUGUGGGGUCCUGUUUUAUGCUGGGUCCUGCAGAGGAGCAAAACCUGUGAAGCUAUAUAGACAGAUGUUUUCUUCAAGGGAAUGGCUCAUUCAGUUGUGAGCAAAUGGCUCACAAAAUUGUGGGGCCUGGCAAGUCUCAAAUCAUGGAUCAGAUGACAGGCUAUUGACUUCUUCUGGCUCAUCUGGUUGCAGGAGCAGAUGAACCCAAAACCUGCAGGUCAGGCGACAGGCUGGAGGCCUCUGCUGGCUCAUGUCCCAAGAAUCAGAGGCCAGACACCGAGAAGAUUGCUGGUUCCAGAGAAAGCGAGCUUUGCCAGACCGUCCAUGUAUAUAAUCGAUACAAGUCACAUCCUGAAGGAAACUCCUCUUCCAACUAAUUGGCUGCUCACAUCAGAUCACAAAUGGGAGGUGAUUAUGUUGUCUGCCAAACUACUUAGAAUUGGCCCAGGUGAAACAUGACAUUAACCAUCACAGGUCCUCAACAAAAGAUCACCUAUCAGUGAAGCUUAAGAAUGGACAAGUCCUAUUCAAAGGUUCAGAGAUUCCAAUAAAUUCCAGUAGAUUUUUUUCAAAAUUUAUUGUGAAAUAUGUAUAACAAAAAAUGUGACAAAACUAUUUUGUGUGUACAGCUCAGUGAUGUAAUGUUUACCAUGUUGUGCAAACGUAACCACUAUUUCCAAAAGUUUUUCAUCACUCCAAAAAGGAGCUCAGUAUUUCUUGAUAACUCCCCAUUUUCCCCUUCCACCAAACCCAGGUAACCACUACUAACUUUUUGUCUAUACAUUUGCCUCUUCUAAAUAUUUCAUCCCCCACAUGUCUUUCAGUUUGUCAUGCUCUGGGAGCUUUCAUGUUGCUGUGAUGCUGGAAGCUCAAUAUUCAAAUACCAGCACGGUCACCCAUGGAGGACAGGUUUCAGCUGGGCUUCCAGGCUAAGACAGACCAGGAAGAAGGACCCAAAGGUUUACUUCUGAAAAGAAUUAGCCAGUGAAAACCUUAUGAAUAGUAGCAGAACAUUAUUGUCUGAUACAGUGCUGGAUGGUGAGCCCCUUAGGUUGGAAGGCGCUCAAAAGACAACUGGGGAAGAGCUGCCGCAGAGUAGAGUUGACCUUAAGGACAUGGAGGGAGUCAAGCUUUUGGGACCUUCAUUUGCUGGUGUGACAUGACUCAAAAUGAGAAGAAACAGCUGCAAACAUCUAUUAAUAGCUGGAACAGGGAAUGUAUGAAGUGUGAAUCUAGGAAAAUUGGAAAUCAUCAAAAAUGAGAUGGAAUGCAUAAACAUUGAUAUCCUAGGCAUUAGUGAGCUGAAAUGAACUGGUAUUGGCCAUUUUGAAUCAGACAACAUACAGUCUACUAUGCCAGGAAUGAGAACUUGAAGAGGAAUGGCGUUGUAUUCAUUGUCAAAAAGAACAUUUCAAGAUCUAUCCUGAAGUACAAUGCUGUCAGUGAUAGGAUAAUAUCCAUACAUCUACAAGGAAGACCAGUUAAUAUGACAGUUCAAUUUUACUUACCAACCACUAAGGCCAAAGAUGAAGAAAACGAAAAUUUUUACCAACUUCUGCAGUCUGAAAUUGAUUGAACAUGCAAUCGGGAUGCAUUCAUAAUUCUGGAGAUUCGGAGUGCAAAAGUUGGAAACAAGACGGGUCAGUAGUUGGAAAAUAUGGCCUUGGUGAUAAAAACGAUGCUGGCAUGAUACAAUUUUGCAACACCAAUGACUUCUUCAUUGCAAAUAUCUUUCUUCACCAGCAUAAACAGUAACUGUACACAUGGACCUGGACAGAUGGAAUACACAAGGAUGAAGUCGAUUACAUCAAUAUCAUCAGUCAGAUCAAGGCCAGGGGCUGACUCCCAAACAGACCAUCAAUUGCUCAUAUGCAAGUUCAAGUGGAAAGUAAAGAAAAUUGGAACAAGUCCACGAGAGCCAAAGUAUGACCUUGAGUGUAUCCCAUCUGAAUUUAAAGACCAUUUCAAGAAUGGAUUUGAUGCAUUGAACACUAAUGACUGAAGUCCAGAUGAAUUGUGGAAUGAUAUCAAGGACAUCGUACAUGAAAAGCAAGAGGACAUUAAAAAUACAGGAAGGAGAGAAAAGACCAAAACGGAUGUCAGAAGAGACUCUGAAACUUGCUCUUGAACAUAGAGUAGCUAAAGUGAAAACAAGGAAUCAUGAAGUAAAAGAGCUGAACAGAAGAUUUCAAGGGGUAACUCGAAAAGACAAGGUAAAGUAUUAAAAUUCAUGUGCAAAGACCUAGAGAUAGAAAACCAAAAGGGAAAAACACACUUGGCAUUUUUCAAGCUGAAGGAACUGAAGAAAAAGUUCAACCCUUUUGAGUUGCUAUACUGAAGGAUUCUAUGGGGAAAAUAUUAAACGACGCAGGAAGCAUCAAAAGAAGAUGGAAGGAGUACACAGAGGCAUCAUACCACAAAGAAUUAGUUGACAUUCAACCAUUUAAGGCAGUAGCAUAUGAUCAGGAGCUGAUGUUACUGAAGAAGUCCAAGCUGCACUGAUGACAUUGUCAAAAAACAAGACUCCAAGAAUUGACGGAAUACCAAUUGAGAUGUUUAAACAAAUGGAUGCAGUGCUAGAAGUGCUCACUCAUCUAUGGCAAGAAAUUUGGAAGACAGCUAUCAGGCAACCAACUGGAAGAGAUCCAUAUUUAUGCCUACUCUCAAAAAAGGUGAUCCAACUGAAUGUGGAAAUUAUCAAACAAUAUCAUUAAUAUCACAUGCAAGUAAAAUUUUGCUGAAGAUCAUUCAAAAGUAGCUGCAGCAAUAUAUCAACAGGGAACUGCCAGAAAUUCAAGCUGGAUUCAGAAGAGUAUGUGAAACGAGGGAUAUCAUUGCUGAUGUCAGAUGGAUCCUGGCUGGAAGCAGAGAAUACCAGAAAGAUGUUUAACUGUGUUUCAUUGACUGUGCAAAUCCAUUGGACUGUGUGGAUCAUAACAAAUUACGGAUGACAUGCAAACAAUGGGAAUUCCACAAAACUUAAUUGUGCUCAUGAGGAACCUGUACAGAGAUUGAGGCAAUUGUUCAAACAGAACAAGGGGAUACAGCAUGGUUUAAAGUCAGGAAAGGUGUGUGUCAGGGUAGUAUCCUUUCAUCAUACUUAUUCAAUCUGUAUGCUAGGCAAAUAAUCUGAGAAGCUGGACUAUAUGAAGAAGAAUGGGGCAUCAGAAUUGGAGGAAGACUCAUUCACAACCUGUGAUAUGCAGAUGAUACAACUUUGCUUGCUGAAAGUGAAGAGGACUUGAAGUACUUAUUGAUCAAGAUCAAAGACCACGGCCUUCAGUAUGAAUUAUACCUCAACAUAAAACAAAACUCACCACUGGAGUAAUAAACAGCAUCAUGAUAAACAAAAAAGAUUGAUGUUUUCAAGGAUUUCAUUUUACUUGGAUCCAUGAUCAACAUCCAUGGAAGCAGCAGUCAAGAAAUCAAAAGACACAUUACACUGAGCAAAUCUGCUGCAGAAGACCUCUUUUAAAGUGUCGAAAAGCAAAGAUGUCACCUUGAAGACUAAGGUGCACCUGACCCAAGCCAUGGUGUUUUCAAUUGCCUCAUAUGCAUGGGUAAGCUGGACGAUGAAUAAGGAAAAAGAACCGAUGCCUUUAAAUUGUGGUGUUGGAGAAAAAUAUUGAAUAUGCCAAGGACUGCCAAAAGGACAAACAAAUAUGUCUUGGAAGAAAUACAACCAGAGUCUCCUUAGAAGCCAGGAUGGCAACAAUUCGCCUCCCAUACUUUGGAGAUUUUGUCAGGAGAGGGUUCAUUCUCUGGAGAAGGACAUCAUGCUUGGUCAAGGAUCAUCGAAAAAGAGGAAGACCCUCAACAAGAUGGAUUAACACAGUGGCUGCAGUGAUGGGCUUAAGCCUAACAAUGAUUGUGAGGAUGGUGCAGGACCGGGCACUGUUUCAUUCUGUUGUACAUAGGAGUUGUACAUGUGAGUUGGAACUGAUUUGACAGCACCUAACAACAAGAUAUUUUAUUUAAGGGCAAUCAUAAGAUAUGUCUCCUUUUGUGACUGACUUAUUUCACUCAGCCUAAUGUUUUCAAGUUUUAUCCAUUUUGUAGGAUAUGUUCGAACUUCUCUUUAUGGCUAAAAAAUAUUUCAUGUAGGGGUAUAUCACAUUUCAUUUAUCCAUUCAUCAGUUGAUGGGUAUUGUUUCUAUCUUUUGGCUAUUGUGAAUAAUGCCCCAGUGAACAUUGGCGUACAAGUAUCUAUUUUAGUUCCUGCCUUCAGUUCUUUUGGGUACAUGCCUAGGAGUGGGAUUGCUAGGUUAUAUGGUAAUUUUGUGUUUAACUUUUUAAGGCACCGGGAAGCUUUGUUCCACAGUGACUGCACCGUUUUACUGAUGAUAGCCAUCUAGUGCGGGCGAAAUGAUAAACCUCUUUGUGGUUUUGAUUUGCAUUUCCCUAAUGACUGACUUUGAGUAUCUUUUCAUAUGUUUAUUGUCCGAAUUGACUAGAUGGCAUAUAACAAACUACAUUGGCCAUUUUUGUGUCCUCUUUGGUGGAAUGUCUGUUCACGUUCUUUUGCCCACUUUUUGAUUGGGUUGUUCGACUUUUUGGUGUUGAGUUGUAGGACUUCUUUAUAUAUUCUGAAUACUAAACCCUUAUCCAAUAAAAGUACCCAGUAUUUUCUCCCAUUCUGUAUGUUGUUUCUUCCUUUUUUUUAUUAUUGUAAACUUUUUCACUUUCUUGAUAAAGUCCUUUGAUGCACAAAAUUUUAAAAUUUUGAUGUAGCCCAGUAUUUUUUUUCUUUUGUUGCUCUACUUUUGAUGUCACAUCCUGUAAUUUUUAAAAUUACCUAUGAUCAGCAACCAAGGAACACUAAGCAUUCUAGAAAAGUCUCUAAUACAAAAAGACAGCAAUGAAAAGUUUCUUGAACAGAGACAAUGCAUGGAGGGAAUAUUUAAAAAUCUUUAAUUGUCUCAGAGUGAUGAGAAGACACUGCAAAUAUUAAAUAAGAAUCAGAUGAUUGGGAGCAUUGAAAAGGGAGCAUUCAGAGAACGCAAAAGACUGUUGUUAGUAGGUGCUGUCGAGUCGGUUCCGACUCAUAGCGACCCUAUGCACAACAGAACGAAACACUGCCCGGUCCUGAGCCGUCCUUACAAUCGUUGUUAUGCUUGAGCUCAAUGUUGUAGCCACUGUGUCAGUCCACCUCACUGAGGGUCUUCCUCUUUUCUGCUGACCCUGUAACUGCCAAGCAUGAUGUCCUUCUCCAGGGACUGAUCCCUCCUGACAACAUGUCCAAAGUAAGACGCAGUCUCGCCAUCCUUGCCUCUAAGGAGCAUUCUGGCUGUACUUCUUCUAAGACAGAUUUGUUCGUUCUUUUGGCAGUCCAUGGUAUAUUCAAUGUUCUUCGCCAACACCACAAUUCAAAGGACUGUAGGGUAUUAAAAUGUGGCAGGAGAAAUGAAAAAUUUUAAGAUAAAAUUGAGGAGAACUCUGAGAAAGCAGAGUAAGAUGGAAAAAAAAAUCAAAAAAGAAGUGAAAAGAAAAAUUUUAGCAGUGCUUCUCAAGCUUUUUUGGUCUGCAGACCACUUUACAACCUCAAAUAUUGAGGAACUAUAAGAAAUAUUGUUUACGUGAGGAGUAUAUAAAUUGGCAAGACUUUGGCUCCCUUAUUUUGGACAUGUCUUCAGGAAAGACCAAUUGCUAGAAAGGGACAUCCAGUUUGGUUGUGGAUCAGUGAAUACAAGAUACACCCUCAGUGAGACAGACUGAAACAAUAGCUGCAACAAUGGAUUCCAGUAUAGCAAUAAUCAUGAAGGUGGUACAGGAUCAGGCAGUGUUUCAUUCUGUUAUACUAAGGCCAUGAGUCGGAGCCAACUCGAUGGCAACUAACUACAACACAAGGAUUGACAUUUAAUAAAACUAGUAACUUCACUGCUUCAUCAAGGACAUCCUUAAAUGACUUUUUUCCUUUUGAAUCCCUGGUGGUGAAGAAUACAAUGACAACUAAUACAAGUUGCAGCCAUUGUCUUCAUUUUUCUAAGGCAGCAGUUUUAGACACCAUUGCUUUUCUGACUGAAUCUUUUAUUCACAUUAAACUACCAAGUAUUGAGAAUUAGCAUAAAUACUUUUCCUUUGGAAACAUGCUACUUAAAAUUUUAUGAGCACACAAAUAUAGUCAACUGAUCUUUGACAAGAGCAUAAAGGCAAUUCAGUGGACAAAGGAUAGUCUUUUUAAAAAAUGGUGCUGAAACAACUGGACAUCCACAUGUAAAAAACGAAAUCUAGAUAGAGGGCUUACGUCUUUCACAAAAGCUAACUCAACAUAGACCAUAGACAAAUGUAUGAUGCAAAAUUAUACAACUUCUAGAAGAUAACAUACAAGACAAUCUAAGUGACCUUGAGUUUAAAGAUGUAACAUCAGAAGCAUGGUAGCAGAGAAAUUUCCAGUAAACCUUUUGGUGAGAGUAAGAUGUCUAAAAGCUAAAAUCUUUUGUCUCUAUUACUUUUAGCAGUAAAAUCAGUUUAAAGUUUUUCUGUGCAAAUUGCCUGUCUUUAAGCAUGAAACAGGCUUCUCAGCCAUAUCUUGAAUAGUAAAAAAAAAGAAAAAUUUUUCCUGUGCCAUUUUCUUCUUUUCUCUUCUUUUUCUUAUUUCCAUUCCCUAGCCCAUCUCUGUCUCUAAGUAGUAUUUUACUGUUAGCUCCUCCAAAAGGUUAAGUGUUAACCAGUGUUUUCCCUGGGACCGUGGAAAACAAGUGAUACCGAUUUAAGCGUGUCAAACCAGACCAAGGAUGCCACCCCCUGAGUUGAUGGGAUAAACGCAGGAAAAGAUCAACAUGUUUGAGAUACCACAACCAAAACCAAACAGAAGAAAGAAUGCACAUUCCGCAAGUACUUAAAACUUGUGGCCCCUUUUCCCUUUAAAACUCUAGCUAGCCUGUAGUUCUGGGAGACAGAUGGCUUUAGAAGGAGAUCAUUCCCCUCUGUCUCUAUAUACUGGUAUAUAUAAUAAAGUUCUUGCCACCUACCUCACCCCUGUCUCAAGAAUUGGCUUUUUAGGGCAGGUGGCUCUAACUAGCAAAAUUGAGGUAACAAGCACACUUCUCAGUAGUGUCAAUGGUAUUAACUCAGAAUUUUCACAAGUGUGUCAUUGAGCUUUCUGAGUUGGGUACCAUGGGAAUCAAGGAAAAAUAUAUUUUACCAUUUCUCUGCAAUUAUGUCAGGAAAAGGAAAAAAUAAUGUAAUACUCUCAAAAGAGAAGCCUGUGAAGUUUUGAAAUUCUGUUUUUUUCUAGAUUAUACUAGUACUUUACAUUCCUGCCUAGAUCACUUUAAUUGUCUAGCUGUUUCUCAAUACAGACAGCUCAGACUUCUUGACAAAUGCCUGCCAUUUGUCCUCCUAAUUGCUAGUAACUGAGGAAGUGUUUCUGUCUCACCAUAGAGUCAAAACAGAAAAGAAAUAUCUAAGUAGUGGAAUCUUUACACAGGUGUCUUUUGUGUAAAGUAGGCUGAGAGAUGUUUUCUUUAUGACAAGGAUGUAAUAAAAGUUGUUUUGAAAGGGCCAUGGAAGUAGUUCUGUCUAAGGUUUCUCAUCACCACGCAUCUCUCAGUUUGUCCUACUGUGGUGGCUUGCAUGCUGUGAUGCUUUAUUACUGGCAUUUCAAAUACCACCAGGGUCACCUUUGGUGGACAGGUUUCAAAGCAGCUUCCAGACUAAGACUAGGAAGAAGAACCUGGCAGUCUACUUCUGAAAAAAUUGGCCAGGGAAAACCUUAUGAAUAGAGGUGGAACAGUGUCUGAUAUAGUGCUGGAAAAUGAGCCCCUCGGGUUGGAAGGCACUCAAAUAUGACUGGGGAAUAGCUACCUCCUCAAAGUAAAAACCUUAAUGACAUGAAUGGAGUAAUGUUUUCGGGACUUCUAUUUGCUGAUGUGGCAUGACUCAAAAUGAGAAGAAACAGCUGCAAAUAUCCAUUAUCAGAAUGUGAAAUGUAUGAAGUAUGAAUCUAGGAAAAUUGGAUGUCACCAAAAAUGAAAUGAAAUAAAAAUUGAUAUUCUAGGCAUUAGUGAACUGAAAUGGACUGGUAAAAGACAAAGUAAAAUAUAUAAUGAAAUAUGCAAAGACUGUGAGUUAGAAAACCAUAAGAGAAGAACACGCUUGGCAUUUCUCAAGCUGAAAGAAAUGAAGAAAAAAUUCAAGCCUCAAGUUGCAAUUUUGAAGGAUUCUAUUUUUUUUUUUUAUAGGCAAAAUAUUGAAUGACACAGGAAGCAUCAGAAGCAGUUGGAAGGAAUACACAGAAUCAUUGUGCCAAAAAGAAUUGGUCAAUAUUCAGUCAUUUCAGGGGGUAGCAUAUGAUCUAGAACUGAUGGUAUUGACAGACAAAGUCCAACGUAUACUGGAGGCAUUGGCAAAAAACAAGACUUCAGGAAUUUGAUGGAACACCAACUGAGAUGUUUCAACAAACAGAUGCAGCUCUGCAGGCACUCACACAUCUAUGCCAAGAAAUUUGGAAGAGAGGUACCUGACCAACCAACUGGAAGUUAUUCAUAUUUGUUCCCAUUCCAAAGAAAGGUGAUCCAAUGGAAUGCAGAAACUAUUGAACAAUAUCAUUAAUAUCACACACAAGUAAAAUUUUGCUGAAAAUCAUUCAAAAGCAAUUAGAGGAGUACAUCAAAAGGGAACUGCCAGAAAUUAAAGCUUCUUCAAAAGAGGACAUGGACGACGGAUAUCAUUGCUAAUGUCAGAUGGAUUCUGGCUGAAAGCAGAGAAUAUCAGAAAGAUGUUUACCUCUGUUUCAUUGAUUGUGCAAAGACAUUCUACUAUGUGGAUCAUGACAAAUUAUGGAUAACAUUGCAAAGAAUGGGAAUUCCAGAAUACUUAAUUGUGGAACCUGUACAUAGACCAAGAGGCAGUUGUUCAGUCAGAACAAGGGAUACUUUGCACUUGAAAAUCAGGAAAAAUGUCUGUCAGGGUUGUAUCCUUUUACCAUACUUAAUCAUUAUGUGUACUGAGAAAAUAAUCUGAAAUCUGGGCUAUAUGAAGUAUAUCCUGGUGUCAGGAUUGGUGGAAAACUCAUUUAAACCUACACAACCUUGCUUGCUGAAAGCAAAGAGGACUUGAAGCACUUACUGAUGAAGAUCAAAGACCACAGCCUUCAGUAUGGAUUGCACUUCAACAUAAAGAAAACAAAAAUUGUUACAACUGGACCAAUAAGUAACAUUAUGAUAAAUAGAGAAAAGAUUAAUGCUGUCAAGGAUUUCAUUUUACUUGGAUUCACAAUCAAUGCCUAUGGAAGCAGCAGUCAGGAGAAGAAAAAAAAAUUGCAUUGGACAAAUCUGCAAAAGACCUCUUUAAAGUCUUAAAAAAGGAAAAAUGUCACUCCGAGGACUAAGGUGCACAGGAACCAAGCCAUGAUAUUUUCACUUGCCUCAUAUGCAUGCAAAACCUGGAAAAUGAAUAAGGGAGACUGAGGAAUAAUUGAUGCCUUCGAUUUGUGGUGAUGGCGAAGAAUAUUGAACACACCAUGUAUUGUCAGAAAAACCAAGUCUGCCUUGGAAAAAAUACAGCCAGAGUGCUUCUUAGAAGCGAGGAUUGUGAGAUUUCUUCUCACAUAAUUUGGAUGUGUUGUCAAGGGGGACCAGCCCCUGGAGAAGGACAUCAUGCUUGUAAAGUGGAAGAUUAGCAAAAAAGAGGAAGACACCUCACAAGAUGCUUCACAGGUUUUGCUUCUCUGGAGAACUCAGCCUAAGACGUUUGGUAAAGAGAGUGGUUCUAGAGAACCAAAUUGUAAGGAUGAGUUUUCUCAACUGGUUCUGAAUUCUGUUUAGUCAUAAAGAUGUUGGUGACUCUGCUUCUAGUAGUAAAAAGGGUGCUGCUAAUCCAUGGCCGGAGGUGGCAAUAGAAAUACACAAAAUAUCACCAAUAGAUCAAGUAGUGGUGAGAGGUGUGGCUCUCCUGGUACCUGUUAUACAGCUAUUGAUCUACCCAUUGCCUUUGUCACAAUUCCUGUUUUGAAGGAACACCAGAAGCAGUUUGCCUUCAGCUGGCAAGGCCAGUGAUACCCUUUCACUGUCCUACCUCAGAGGUAUAUGAACUCUCCAGCCCUAUGUCGUAAUUUAGUUCACGGAGACCUUGAUCACCUCUCCCUUUCACAAGACAUCACACUGGUCCAUUACAUUGAUGACAUUAUGUUGAUUGGCCCUGGUAAUGAAGAAGUGUCAAUGGCUAUGGACUUAUUGGUAAAACAUUUGCAUGCUAGAGGGUGGGAAAUUAAUCCAACAAAAAUUCAGGCAUCUUCCACCUCAGUGAAAUUUCUAGAGGUCCAGCGGUAUGUUGAGAUAUUCCUUCUAAAGUGAAGGACAAGUUAUUGCAUCUGGCCCCUCCCACAGCUAAAAAAAGAGGCAUGAUGCCUGGCAGGCCUCUUUGGAUUUUGGAGGCAACAUAUCCUUCAUUUGUGAUUGCUAUGAGGAGCCCUGGUGGUGCAGUGGUUAAAGUAGUCAGCUGCUAACCAAAAGGUUGGCAGUUGAAACCCACCAGGCGCUCUGUGGGAGAAAAAUGUGACAGUCUAUUUUCAUAAAGAUUUACAGCCAUAGAAACCUUAUAGGGUCACUAUGAGUCAAAACAGACUCAAUGGCAGUGGGCUUGGGGUGUUCUACUCUGGCAUAUUUAUCAAGUGGCUCAAAAAGCUACUAGUUUUUUGUGGGGCCCAGAACAACAGAAGGUUCUGCAGUGGGUUCAGGCUGCCAUUCAUUCUGCUCUGCCACUUGGGCCAUAUGAUACAGUCGAUCCAAUGGUGCUUGAAGUGUCAGUAGCUGAUACAAAUCCUGUUUGGGGUCCUUGGCAGGCCCCUAUUUGUGAAUCACAGUGCAGACCUCUAGGAUUUUGGAGCAAAGGCCUGUCAUCCUCUGCAGAUAACUACUCGCCUUUUGAGAAAAAGCCUUUGGCUUGUCAGGGGCCUUGGUAGAGACCGAAGACUUAAUCAUGGGCAACCAAGUCAGCAUGUGGCCUGAGCUGCCCGUCAUGAACUGGGUGUUGCUCACCCACAGAGCCAUAAAGCUGAGCACGUACAGCAGCACUCCAUCACUAAAUGUAAGUGAUAUAUAUGAGAUCUGGCCUGAGGAGGACCUGAAGGCACAAGUAAGUUGCAUGAGGAAUGACCCAAAUGCCCAUGGUCUUCACUUCUUUCACAUUAUUUCCAUCGCCCAGUCUGCACCUAUGGCCUCAUGGGGAAUUCCUUAUGAUCAGCUGACUGAGAAAGAGAAAACUCAUGCAUGAUUUACAGAUCGUACUGUGCAAUAUGCAUGAACCACUCAAAAGUUGAGAGCGGCAGCACUACAACCCCAUUCUGGGACCUUCUUGAAGGACAGUGGUGAAGUAAAAUCCUCCCAAUGGGCAUAACACCUGGUUGUUCACUCUGCUUGGAAGGAGAAAUGACCAGAUGUGGAACUGUGUGCUGAUUCACGGGCUGUGGCCAAUGGUUUGGCCGGAUGGUCAGAGACUUGGAAGGAAUAUGAUUUGAAAGAAAGUGAGGUAUGCGGAAAAGGUAUGUAGAUAGACCUCUCUGAACGGGCCAAAGAUGAGAAUAUAGUUUUGUCUCAUAUAAAUGCUCACUAAAAGGUGACCUCAUCAGAGGAGGAUUUUAACAAUCAAGUUGAUAGGAUGACACGUUUUGUGAAAACCAAUCAUCCCCUUUCACUAGUCACUGCCAUUGUUGCCCAUUGGGCCCUUGAACAAAGUGACCAUGGUGGCAGGGAUAGGGGUUAUGCAUAGGCUAAACAACAUGGACUUCUACUCACCAAGGCCAACUUGGCUACAGCUACUGCUGAGUGCCCAAUCUGCCAGCACCAGAGACCAACAUUGAGUCCUGGAUAUGGCACCAUCCCUCAAGGUGAUCAGCCAACAACCUGGUAGCAAGUUGAUUACAUUGAACCACUUUUAUCAUGGAAGGGGCAGCGUUUUAUUCUUACUGGGUAGACAUUUACUCUGGAUAUGGAUUUGCCUUCCCUGCAAGAAAUGCUUCUGCCAACAGUACUAUCCGUGGACUUGCAGAAUACCUUAUCAACACCAUGUUAUCCCACACAGCAUUGCCUUGGAUCAAAGGACUCACUUCACAGAAAAUGAAGUGUGGCAGUAGGCCCAUGCUCAUGGAAUUCACUGAUCUUUCCAUUUUUCCCAUCAUCCUGAAGCAGCUAGCUUGAUAAAAAAAAAAAAAUAGAACAAUCAAAUGACCUUCUAAAGACACAAUUACAGUGCCAGCUAGGUGGCAAUAUCUUGCAAGAUUGGGUCAGCAUUCUUCAGGAGGCUGUAUAUGCUCUAAACCUGCAUCCAAUAUAUGGUGCUGUUUCUGCCAUAACUAGGAUUCAUGGGUCCAGGAAUCGAGGGGUAGAAACAGGAGUGGUAUCACUCACUAUUAUCCCUAGUGACCCACUGGCAAAAUUUUUGAUUCCUGUCUCCACAUAUGCUCUGCAGGUCUAGAGGUCUUAGUUCCAAAGGGUAGAAUGCUCCCACCUGGAGACACAUCAUGAUUCCAUUGAACUGGAAGUUAAGAAUGUCACCAGGUCACUUUGGGCUCCUAUGCCUCUGGAUCAACAGGCAAAGAGAUUGAUCCUGAUUACCAAGAGAAAAUCCGAUUGAUAUUACAUAUUGGAGGUAAAGACGAGUAUGUCUGGAAUGCAGGAGAUCCCUUAGGGCAUCUCUUGGUACUAACCAUGCCCUGUGAUUAAAGUCAAUGGAAAACUACAGCAACUCAAUUCCGACGUGACUACUAAUGGCCCAGACCCUUCAUGAAUGAAGAUUUGGGUCACCCCAUGAAGCAAAGAACCACAACCAUUUGAAGUGCUUUCUGAAAGUAAAGGGAAAAUGGAAUAGGUGGUAGAAAAAGGUAAUUUUAAAUACCAGCUAUGACUAUGUGACUGGUUGCAGAAAUGAGGAUCAUAAUAGUUACAGGUAUUUCUUGUAUGUGUGCAUCAAAUAUUUUUGUUUUCUUUACUUAUAAAAUAUAAGCUGUAAACAGGGCUAGUGUAUUUUCGGUUGUAUGCAUGUUAGUUGUAUCAAAUUAGGUGCAAGUAUGACUUUGUAAUUGUAUUCAGAGAUUAUGUAUGGUUUAGGAAGAUAUGUACAGGUGCUGAAUAGCUGUUGCAGAGGAAAAAUCCACUCAGUCCUUGAAAUAAACUUGUUUUUGUUUUCAUU